This is a messenger RNA of Indicator indicator, 872 nucleotides long. RefSeq names its product MRT4 homolog, ribosome maturation factor (gene MRTO4). Bases 7 to 735 code for a protein of 242 amino acids. NCBI's taxonomy places the organism in Eukaryota, Metazoa, Chordata, Aves, Piciformes, Indicatoridae. Gene Ontology annotation, biological process: rRNA processing; ribosomal large subunit assembly; nuclear-transcribed mRNA catabolic process. The transcript has 8 exons. Gene Ontology annotation, molecular function: RNA binding. Gene Ontology annotation, cellular component: preribosome, large subunit precursor; nucleolus. The record is from RefSeq and is a predicted model, not a curated record.
GGCGCCAUGCCGAAGUCGAAGCGGGACCGCAAAGUCUCCCUGACGCAGACACCCAGGAAGGGAUUGGAAGCCAAGCAGGCGCUGAUCACUGAGCUGCGGCGAUGUGUGGACACCUACAAGUACAUCUUUGUCUUCUCCGUUGCCAACAUGAGGAACAACAAGCUGAAGGACGUCCGGAACGCCUGGAAGCACAGCAGGAUCUUCUUCGGAAAGAACAAAGUGAUGAUGGUGGCGCUGGGCCGUGAGCCGAGCAGCGAAUACAAGGAGAAUCUGCAUAAGGUCAGCAAGCACCUGAGAGGUGAAGUUGGUCUCCUCUUCACUAACCGUACCAAGGACGAGGUGGAUGAGUGGUUCUCCAAAUUCAAAGAGGUGGACUUUGCCCGUGCAGGGAACAAGGCAACAUACACAGUAAGCCUGGACACGGGGCCUUUGGAGCAGUUCCCCCACUCCAUGGAGCCUCAGCUACGGCAGCUGGGAUUGCCCACAGCCUUAAAGAAAGGAGUGGUGACGCUGCUUUCAGAUUAUGAAGUCUGCAAAGAAGGAGAUGUUCUCACCCCUGAACAAGCCCGUGUUCUGAAACUCUUCGGCUACGAGAUGGCAGAGUUUAAAGUCACCAUCAAAUUUCUAUGGAAUUCUGAGACUGGAGACUUCCAGAAGCUUGUGGGAAACACAUCAGAGGAGGAGGAGGAGGAAGAAGAGGAAGAGGACAAUGAUGAUGACAGCAAUGAGGACUAGCAGCAGUCCUUGUACUUGGACACCACUUUACUUCAGAGACAAAAAGAGGAGGAUGUUUCCCUUCUCCAUUUGCACCAUGACAAGGACGAUCACCCCAGAUCAGCUUUUCAGCAGAUGAGCUAAUUAUGGGAUUUUUU